AAGAGUUCAGAAGUGGGCGGGUGUAUGUGUUUAAAAAAAAAAAAAAAUGGGUGGGAACCCCAUCAGCCAAGUCUGCAGAAAAAACUAAGUGAAGCCUGCCCAUCUCCGGCCUGAGCCCCUCCCCGCGGCCCGAGCCGAGGAGUCUGACACAGGUGCCGCUUCCUCCGGCUGCUGAGGGUCAGGAGCGGCCGACCGCGACCCUUGCCACGGUCCGCCGGGCCGUGCCCCGCGCGGGUCAGCGAUGAGCACGCCGCUGCCGCUGAUCACGACCCAGCAAGAGCCCAACCCUGGGAUGGCCUCGAGUGAGAUGGACAUCGCUGUCAUUGCAGGCGUGGUCGCGGCCGUGGCCUUCGUGCUGGUCUGCUUGCUGCUGCUCAUGCUGCAUUACCUGUACCGGCACAAGGGCACCUACCACACCAACGAGGCCAAGGGCACGGAGUUCGCCGAGAGCGCGGACGUGGCCCUGCAGGACGACCCGGCCCUCCGGGACAACGGCGGCAGCAGCAGAAAGGAGUACUUCAUCUGAAGGACGUUACCAGGACUCAGCGCCCCCCACGCCUCCCCGUCCAGGAAAGAGCCCCACCACCCGCCCCAUCACCUGCAGCGCCGGGCAGCCCUCGAGCGCCCCCCACAGCCCAAGACACGCACCUCACCUGGGACUCGGUGCCACCCGGGGUGGGGGUGGGGAUCGAAGGAGGAAUCCAGCUGGAGAGGCUUUUCCCAGGAGCCAGGGACGCUCAGCCAGAGGGAGGAGGUCCGAGCCCUCCAGGGCUGUACAGGUUACCACCUGCGUGGGGGUGGAAGUCCUCUUUGGGUGUGAGUGGGGUGGUGGCCUGGGGGAGCAAGGAGUGAGUUGUCAUCAUGCUGACUGGGGACAGUGGUAUCAAACGUCAGCCCUUGACAUUUGGGGGGAACAGCAGGUGCCAGAGCUCUUAGGCACCUUUGUCUCCCAUAGAUGCAGCUCUGGAUGAUUGGAAAUAAAUUUGAAAUGUAAGGGA
Messenger RNA from Cervus elaphus (red deer), 998 nucleotides. RefSeq names its product glycophorin C (Gerbich blood group) (gene GYPC). The record is from RefSeq and is a predicted model, not a curated record. Gene Ontology annotation, cellular component: membrane; cortical cytoskeleton. The transcript is spliced from 3 exons. The coding region runs from base 242 to 526 and encodes 94 amino acids. NCBI's taxonomy places the organism in Eukaryota, Metazoa, Chordata, Mammalia, Artiodactyla, Cervidae.